This is a messenger RNA of Aspergillus thermomutatus, 1626 nucleotides long. RefSeq names its product putative AMP-binding enzyme. The transcript has 4 exons. The record is from RefSeq and is a predicted model, not a curated record. Bases 1 to 1626 code for a protein of 541 amino acids. Lineage: Eukaryota; Fungi; Ascomycota; Eurotiomycetes; Eurotiales; Aspergillaceae.
AUGACUACUUUUCCACUGCCCGGCAUACAACAUGGCAAUCGCAUUCUGAUCUCGGUUAUUGAACAGCGAGCGAAGAACGAUUCAGACAGCUCCUGGGUCUCGGUACCAAUAGACAACAAUGACCUAUCUCAAGGAUAUAAAGAGAUCACCUUCGCAGAGUUCAACAACGCAGUCGACCAUGCCGUUCACUGGUUGCAGCAAAACCUACCUGCGUCAGAUGAGCCAUUCCAAUCGUUCGCAUAUGCAGGUCCCAAGGACCUUCGCUAUCCCAUUAUUGCUGCUGCGGCAGGAAAGCUGCAGAAAGUGAUGGUGCUCCCAUCACCUCUGAUUCCGCCGGUAGCCCAGCGUUUGAUUCUGAGCAAGACACAAUGUCAGGUCUAUAUCAGACCGUCAAGUAUGGCGCCGGUAGUUGGUGCUAUUUUGGAGCAUGCACCCAAUAUUCAGCAGAUCACAGCUCCUGAACUUGAAAUCCUACUACAAGAGACUGCUGCUGAGCCUUAUGUGUACCCCAAAUCCUGGGAAGAAGGAAAGAAUGAUCCUUGGAUGGUGUUUCAUACCUCUGGCACAACAGGAUACCCCAAACCCAUUACCUAUACUCACCAGAUGGCGGCUGCCUUUGACCUGGCUGCGUCUCUGCCGGACAUUGAUGAAGGCUUGUUGCACCACGGUCCUAUGAGACGUUGGUAUACACCCCUACCAUCUUUACACCUGGUAGGAAUGAUGUUGGUUCUCUCCAUGACCACAUAUCUUCACGCAACCAUCGUUGUCGGCCCAUCUGCACCACCUACCCCCGAUAUCGUCGUCGAUAUCCUCAAAUAUGGCCGCGUCGACAGUGCACUACUGACUCCGGCUCUAAUCGACCAAAUGUGCUUCAACGACCGAGCCCUCUCGGCAUUGAGGAACCUCAAAGUGCUCAAUUAUGCCGGAGCUCCUCUCUCACGAAAGUCAGGCGACCUCCUUGCUCCUCACGUCCAGGUCGUUCCCGUCAUCGGCAGCACCGAGGUGGGAGGCUACUUCACCAGGUUCCGUCGUGACGACAAGGACUGGGAUUACAUCGAAUUCCAGAAACAUGCAGGGGCGGUCUUUGAGCCCCGCUCGGGAGACCUCCAUGAACUCGUUUUUGUUCGUCAGCCCGAAUGUAAAAUGCAGCAUAUAUUUCUCCUUUAUCCGGACCGCGACCGAUUCGAGACGAACGAUCUGUGGAUCGAGCAUCCAACGCGCAAAGGGUUGUGGAAGAUCGUCGGGCGCAUGGAUGACUAUGUUUCUCUCUCCCAUGGUGAUGGUCUCUACGCUUCAUCGCUGGAGCCGGAGAUAGAACAGCAUCCGAAGGUGAAAGCGGCACUGAUAGGGGGUCACGGACGACCACUGCCGGUGCUUCUGGUGGAAAUGCAUGACCAGGACGAAGCGGUAUCACAUGCUGGUCGUCAAGCGAUGAUCGAGAGCCUACAGCCCCAUAUUGACAAAGUCAACGAGCACUGCCAUGAGUGCGUGAAGCUGAGUCCUGAGCGUCUGAUCUUCGCCAGUGUAGACAGGCCCUUCAUUCGGACAGUCAAGGGCAGUGUGGCACGUUUGGCGAGUCUGGAGCUUUACAAAAAGGAAAUUUCGGGGUUAUUUGAAAAUAAUUAA